AUGCAACCGAACUCUGGUUCUUCGUCGGGAAGCCUCCAGACCUGCAUUUGUGGUUUUGUUGCAAGGAUUUUUACAUCUAAAACAGAGAGAAACCUUGGGAGACGGUUUUUCGGCUGCCCAUUGUACAAGGAAGGUGGAACGGAGCAUUGCAAAUUUUUUAGGUGGCUAGAUGAGAAAGUAGAAUUGGAUAAAGUCAUCGCUGACAAUGUUGAGAAGGAUAUUGUUAUACGUCAAUUGAGAAUGACGAUUAUGGAACUACAAUAUGAUAUGACGAAGGAAGCUGAGGAUGUAGCAAAAGUCAUCAAAAGGCAACGAAUUCUCUUGGCUGGGUUGUCCGCAUUUAUCGUAUUAGCAUUUCUUCUUAUUGUCUUUGGUUGA
This is a messenger RNA of Capsella rubella, 378 nucleotides long. RefSeq lists its product as uncharacterized. Gene Ontology annotation, molecular function: zinc ion binding. Lineage: Eukaryota; Viridiplantae; Streptophyta; Magnoliopsida; Brassicales; Brassicaceae. The transcript is spliced from 2 exons. The record is from RefSeq and is a predicted model, not a curated record. Bases 1 to 378 code for a protein of 125 amino acids.